Molecule: messenger RNA, 812 nt
Organism: Spea bombifrons (plains spadefoot toad)
Lineage: Eukaryota; Metazoa; Chordata; Amphibia; Anura; Pelobatidae
Gene: TRAPPC3L
Product: trafficking protein particle complex subunit 3L
Exons: 6
Coding region: 119-712 (197 amino acids)
Biological process (GO): intra-Golgi vesicle-mediated transport; endoplasmic reticulum to Golgi vesicle-mediated transport
Cellular component (GO): cytosol; TRAPP complex; cis-Golgi network membrane
Source: RefSeq, a predicted model, not a curated record
CAGAAAACACAAGAGCUAUGGAGUGAGAAACGUUCUGCAAGGUGAACGGACACAUUUUACAGGAAAAUAAAUAACAAAUCGCCAUUUUCCCCAUUUUCAUACAUAGACAUCAGGAAGGAUGUCAAGGUCAUCAAACAGGAAACAAGAAAUCUACAAAAUAGAUUGGAAUUUACCAGCUGUUUCAUCAUCUGCUGCUGCGCAUCACAUUAACAGAGAUCUCUUUGCACUCACUUAUGGGGUAUUAGUGGCUCAGCUGUGCAAGGAUUUUCCAAGUGAUGAAGAUGUGAAUAAGUGCCUGGAUACAAUGGGUUACAACAUUGGAAUAAGGCUUGUGGAAGACUUUUUGGCUAAUUCUGGUAUUAAAAAGUGUCGAAGCUAUGGUGAGACAGUGGACAUAAUAGCAAAGGUAGCUUUUAAGAUGUACCUUGGAAUCACUCCGACAACAAUUGGUGUGAAUAAUGGAGGCAAUGGCUUUUCCCUCGUUCUGGAUAAAAAUCCACUUGUUGAUUUUGUUGAAGAGCUCCCACCUGGACGAUCUUCACUGUCCUACUGUAACCUGCUAUCAGGAGUCAUCAGGGGUGCACUGGAAAUGGUACAUUUGCCUGCCGAUGUCACUUUUAUUCAAGAUAUCCUUAAAGGAGAUGAUGUUACCGAAAUAGGAAUUACAUUUCUCAAGAAGCUUGAUGAUAAAAAGUCCAAGCGAAACAAAUAAUGUCCAUGCAAGAUAAUCAUUUGUCUGUCUGUAUAAUGUUACAUAUGUAUAUUGAAAUAACAAUACUGAUAAUAAAACAGCAAAAUCUAUUUAAAUGUUA